Paracoccidioides brasiliensis Pb18 is the source of this 1467-nucleotide messenger RNA. Its product is annotated as ribosomal lysine N-methyltransferase. Gene Ontology annotation, biological process: peptidyl-lysine monomethylation. The record is from RefSeq and is a predicted model, not a curated record. Gene Ontology annotation, cellular component: nucleus. The transcript is spliced from 4 exons. Gene Ontology annotation, molecular function: protein binding; protein-lysine N-methyltransferase activity. Bases 1 to 1467 code for a protein of 488 amino acids.
AUGUCGAACCUUAACCAUUGUGAGGACGUCCAGUCUUUCUCGCAGGUUUCUGAGGAGUUUAUGGACUGGCUGAAGCAGUCCCCGGGAGUGAGAGUGAACCCAAAGAUUAAGAUUGCAGAUCUUAGAUCGGAAGGUGCUGGAAGAGGCAUUGUGGCCUAUGACGAUAUCAAUGAAGAGGAGGAGCUUUUUGCCAUACCACAGGGCCUUGUGCUUAGUUUCCAGAACUCGAAACUGAAAGAUCUUAUGGAGAUAAAUGAGCGUGACUUGGGUCAGUGGCUUUGUCUCAUUCUUGUGAUGAUAUAUGAGUAUCUUCAAGGUGCGGCUUCUCCAUGGGCGCCAUAUUUCAAAGUCCUACCCACAGAUUUCGAUACCUUGAUGUUCUGGACAGAUGCAGAGCUUCUGGAACUGAAGGGAAGUGCCGUUUUGGGUAGGAUCGGGAAAUCUACCGCAGAAGAAGUUUUCCUUAGAGAUCUUCUUCCUCUCGUCUCCAAAAACUCUGAGCUGUUUCCACUCACUGGUGGCCUGCUGUCUUACAACUCACCCGAUGGGAAAGCCGCACUCCUGUCUCUUGCUCAUCGGAUGGGUUCUUUGAUCAUGUCUUAUGCCUUUGACGUCGAAAAUGACGAAGCUGAAGAAGUGGAGGGGGAGGAUGGUUAUGUGACAGAUGACGAGGAGCGGCAGCUACCCAAAGGAAUGAUUCCCUUGGCAGACCUCUUGAAUGCGGAUGCAGAUAGAAAUAACGCACGUCUAUUUCAAGAAGAUGGCUAUCUUUCUAUGAAAUCCAUAAAAUCCAUCCGAAAAGGGGAAGAAAUAUUCAACGAUUACGGAGAAUUACCUCGCGCCGAACUUCUGAGACGAUAUGGGUAUGUUACUGACAGUUACGCUCAAUACGAUGAAGCCGAGGUUCCGAUUCAAACAAUAUGCAGGGUCGCGGGGUUAAAAUCUUCUACCCCAGGCCCAGAUGAGCCCCGACUGGAAUUCUUGGAUGACUUGGAGGUGUUGGACGACGGCUAUGGCAUCCCGCGACACGACAGGUCUACCCCGUUAGCGGAAACUCUACCAACUGAGCUUUUGGUCGUUCUCAAUAUCUUAGUGAUGCCCCUUGAGCAGUUCAAUCAACUGAAACAGAAGAGCAAGGUUCCGAAACCUGCCUUAGGGAUUGCGGAGGCCACUUUGCUUGAUGAAGUGGUGCGACUAAUCCUUGGGGAAUACCCUACUACCGUCGCCCAAGACAAGGAGCUCUUAGCUUCAUGCGCCAACUAUCAGGGAUCUACAAGCCCAAUAUCCGCAGGACGACUCAAGAUGGCGCUGCAAGUCCGAAAAGGAGAGAAAGAAAUUUUAAACGCAGUUCUUUCCGAGCUUGAAGACUUCAUUGCUCAACAUCGUCAAGUUUCAGACUCAUAUUCUGCCACGAAAAGGAGCAUGGAACAUUCUACGGGCCUCGGAGAGAAACGAAGAAAGAUAUGA